Messenger RNA from Wasmannia auropunctata (little fire ant), 1837 nucleotides. RefSeq names its product mitochondrial import receptor subunit TOM70-like. The record is from RefSeq and is a predicted model, not a curated record. Gene Ontology annotation, molecular function: protein binding. Lineage: Eukaryota; Metazoa; Arthropoda; Insecta; Hymenoptera; Formicidae. The transcript is spliced from 9 exons. The coding region runs from base 1 to 1761 and encodes 586 amino acids.
AUGCGCGAGCCCGCGUGCGAGGCUCAUCGCGGCCGUGUCGCGUGGAAGCGUUCCUACACGUCCGCUUUCGUCAACGUCAAGUACCAUCUUACGACGUCUUACGACGACAUUAUGCAAAUAGCAUCGAGUAAAUCCUUUAACGGAUCUCGGGAACGUGGAGGUAGAUUAGAAUCGUCGAUACAGACUUCUUUACAAAGGGCGCGGAAGUUUAAUAACGCAGGAAAUGAAUAUUUCAAAAAGAAAAAAUACAAUCAAGCUAUCAUUCAGUAUAGUAAAGCUAUCACAAUUAUCGACAAUUGUCCAAGAAGAAAGGCAAACAUCAAUGACCGUAUGGUUUUUUAUCAAAAUAGAGCGGCUGCAAAUGAGCAAUUGAAAAAAUAUACUGACGUAAAAGCAGAUUGUACAAAAGCAUUGGAAUUAAAUCCAAGAUAUAUGAAAGCUUUGCUACGUCGGGCACGCGCUUCAGAGCAAUUAGGGGACUUGCAAGCCGCCUUGGACGAUUUGACUACCGCGUGCAUUGACGAACACUUUUCUAAUCGAGCUAUUAAUGUGAUAGCAGAUGAAAUUUUGGAAAAGCUUGUAAAGCAACACGUCCAAGAAAAUUUGGCAAACAAAAAGUUUACAAUGCCAAGUAAGGAGUUAGUCAGAAAGUACUUUUUAGCUUUCCCUAAUGAUCCAAUAUUGUCUAGACUUCAACAACCAGAAAAUAUUCCCGAUUUUUUCAAGAAACCAUUACGAGCGUUAAAAAACAAGAAAUACGAUGAUAUAAUACCGUUGUGCACGGAAAUUAUUCAAGGAUCCGAAUUUGAUGCGUUACCUUCAUCUAGACUAGAGGUGCUAUUGUUACGAGCUACAUUUUACUUACUUUUGGACAAGCACGAUUCUGCAAUCCAAGAUUUUGAAAGAAUAUUGAAUGAUGAAGAUGCAUCCGUUGACGUAAAGACAAACGUCCUGGUAAAAAGAGGAGACUUAUACAUGGAUCGCGAAAAUCUUGAAAUGGCUUUCAAAGAUUUCGAGUUAGCCAUUAAUAUGAAUCCAAGUUGUAGUGAGAUCUACUAUCAUAGAGGAUUGGCAUAUUGGUAUAUGGACAGAUUCUACGAAAGUAAGCACGAUUUUGAGAAGGCUGUGGAAUACAAUCCAAAUUUUUGCGUAGGAUAUAUGCAAAAAUAUUACUACGAUUAUUGUAUUAGGAAGAAAAUGUAUGAUUAUUUUAUUACGAGGGGAAUGCAUGAUUUCUUCGAUAUAGAUAUACCAUUAAUCAUAUUUGCGGAAGAUAUUAAGAGAAGCUUCGAAAAGUUUCAAAAUUUUCCUGAAUGUUCAUAUUUUUACGUAUUAUAUUCUGAGAUUAUGAUUUGCUGUCGAGAGUACGAAAAGGCUGAUACUUAUUUUGUUAAAGCAAUACAGAAAGAUCCAGAUAACGCAUUUAUCCAUGUGCACAGAGCUAUGCUGCAAUUGGAAUGGAAGAAUGAUAUUGAUAAAACUGUAGAACUUUUAAACAAAGCGUUAGAAUUGGAUGAGAAAUGUGAUUUGGCAUAUGAAGCAUUAGGAUAUAUCGCAACAAAAAGAGGAAAUCUAGAGGAAGCUAUAAGACUAUUUGACAAGGCUUUAAUAUUAUGUCGUACAUCCAGGGAAUUGAUGCACAUAUACUAUUUGAGAGAGGGUGCAAAAUUACAACUUAAAGUAAAGAAUCAAUCAGAUAUCAUCAACAUUAUUGAGUUAUUCUCACGAUUCGUUAUCAACUCAUUAAUCUCAAGUGAAUAAUAUUCUUGUGCAUGUAAAGUGCGAUUUAAAGGACAUCAAAAGUAAAAGACCAUCUUGCUAAAGUGUAAGAAUAAAA